Messenger RNA from Neltuma alba, 2259 nucleotides. RefSeq names its product GPCR-type G protein 1. Bases 302 to 1708 code for a protein of 468 amino acids. Gene Ontology annotation, cellular component: membrane. The transcript has 15 exons. Lineage: Eukaryota; Viridiplantae; Streptophyta; Magnoliopsida; Fabales; Fabaceae. Gene Ontology annotation, biological process: response to abscisic acid. Gene Ontology annotation, molecular function: abscisic acid binding. The record is from RefSeq and is a predicted model, not a curated record.
GAGAAAGCAAGGGGGCAAAAACAGAAGAGGGCAGCGGACCGCAGCGGAGAGAAAAGGAAAAGGAGAGAAGCCUAGCUCGGGUUGUUUUAGUCUCAUUGCCAGUUCUCCCCGAGGUCCUGGGGCAAUGGUUGAAUUAAUCCAAUGAAUGGAUGAAUCAUUCUUCUCGCAUACCUCCCAAAUCGAAGUCCCAGUGCUUUCGACUUUGAAGCUCCAAGAGCUUACUCCUCUGACAGUCGCUUUUGAUUAGAAUCUGAGAGUAGUUGCUGAAUCCAAACCGCACGAGACUCAAAAACUACCGAAGAUGGGUUGGGGAAGGGCAAUGUAUGAAGGAGCCGUGGUGCUGGGAUCUCUUUGUUUACUUGGUUGGGCUGGUCUCUGGUUCUUGAACCGUCGUCUCUACAAAGAGUACGAAGAGAAACGAGCGCUGGUGCAGAUCAUUUUCAGCGUCGUCUUCGCCUUCUCCUGCAAUCUCCUCCAGCUUGUCCUCUUUGAGAUCAUUCCCAUCCUUUCCAAAGAGGCUAGAGUUGUGAACUGGAAGGUGGACUUUUUCUGUUUGAUCUUAUUACUGGUCUUCAUGCUGCCCUAUUAUCAUUGCUACUUGAUGCUCUGCAACAGUGGUGUAAGGAAGGAACGGGCAGCACUUGGAGCUAUAUUAUUCUUGCUGGCUUUUCUGUAUGCCUUUUGGCGCAUGGGCAUUCACUUUCCAAUGCCAUCACCUGAUAAAGGUUUCUUCACUAUGCCCCAACUGGUCAGUAGAAUUGGGGUGAUUGGUGUUACAGUUAUGGCUGUUCUGUCUGGUUUCGGUGCUGUGAACUUGCCCUACAGUUAUUUAUUUCUAUUAAUUAGAGAGAUUGAGGAAGCAGAGAUUAAAGGCUUGGAGAGACAACUGAUGCAGUCAAUUGAGACUUGUAUUUCAAAGAAAAAGAAAAUUAUACUUUGUCAGAUGGAGAUGGAGAGCAGCCAAGGAUCUGAGGAGAAGUUAAAUGCCAGAUCCUUUGUAAAACGUAUAGUUGGCACAGUCAUUCGAUCUGUGCAGGAGGAUCAAAAGGAGCAAGAUAUCAAAGGCAUGGAAGCAGAAGUACAAGCUUUAGAGGAGCUUUCAAAGCAAUUAUUCUUGGAGAUUUAUGAACUUCGCCAAGCCAAGGAAGCUGCCGCUUAUUCUCGAACUUGGAGGGGGCACUUGCAGAAUCUACUUGGCUAUGCUUGUUCUGUGUAUUGUGUAUAUAAAAUGAUCAAGUCAUUGCAAAGUGUUGUUUUCAAACAGGAUGGUUCUGUUGAUCCUGUAACAAGGACAAUUAGUAUAUUCUUACAGUUCUUUGACAUCGGAAUCAAUGCUGCCUUAUUAUCACAGUACAUUUCCUUACUGUUCAUUGGAAUGUUGAUUGUCAUAUCGGUGCGUGGAUUCUUAACAAAUCUAAUGAAGUUCUUUUUUGCUGUUUCCCGUGUUGGAAGUGGAUCUUCAAGCAAUGUAGUCCUGUUUCUGUCCGAGAUAAUGGGAAUGUAUUUUGUAUCGUCUAUUCUUUUAAUCAGGAAAAGCUUGGCAACUGAAUACAGGAUAAUUAUUACAGAGGUAUUGGGUGGUGAUAUUCAAUUUGACUUUUAUCACCGGUGGUUUGAUGCCAUUUUUGUUGCCAGUGCGUUCCUUUCGUUGCUUUUACUGUCUGCGCAUUAUACAUCCCGCCAAACUGAUAAACACCCAAUUGACUGAAGCAUACAACCUGUAUGCUUGUACAGGGUCAAAGGCCAACGAAGUGAGGAUGAUAUAUGAAGAUUCUUCAGCAGCAAGGAUAGCAACAGGGAGGAUGGAAUUCGUAGUUUGCUCUAUCGGUAAAAGGAAUGUUUCAGCUAUGUGGAAAGUGACUUGUUAAAGCUCGUAUAGAAAAGCAAUAUGUUGGAUGGGUGACUGCUUCUAGACGAUAUAUGACGGCUGUCCAUUAAAAUGAUGGUAUAUCAUCCUAGCGUACCAGCUUUAUGAUAGAAUGUAAAGAAACAUGGUUGAGUACCCAAUUAUCGUUCAAUUGGUAGAGAAUUUGCCUUCUGUAUGUUGUGUUUUUGGAAGCUGAUAGGUAUCUUAUUUAGGAGGGGGAAGGACCAAAGCAAGUGCGAGGUCACCCUUAUUUGGAAGCUACACCAUUGUGCUUUUUCUAGGAAAAUAUUGGUAUUGAUUAUCCUUUCACAGGGACUUCUACUCUUGUACAAGAAUGAUGUCUACAAUGUUUACUCCUUAUGGUUGGGAGUAUCUCCAAUAUUGCUUCAAAA